GAACUUGUCAUUCUUGAUUACAUGACUAAGAGAGGUUUCCGCCAGAGUCGUGAGGUAUUCGCCACAGAAAUUCUUGCUAAUCCAGUUCCUGUUGCUAUCAAUUCUCCUGAAGGAUUUCUGCAAGAGUGGUGGAAUAUGUUUUUUGAAGCUUUCAGCUCUAGGUUCCCUGAGGCUGCUGUACUAGCUACCGAAUCCUUUGAAAAGGUUGCACAGACAGUGAAGAGCAUUGUGUCUAAUAGUGGUCCUGCAAAUCCAUCCUAUGCUUCUAACCAUACAGGAGCAGACAUCUCUAAUGUGAUGGCAUCCUCUCCUAUAAUUCCGCCCCCUCAUUUGAUAGCAUCCGGCAGUCCUGAUCUUAUGGAUGCUAAGAUUUCAGAUUUAUUGUCAUCCAUUUGUGAAUUACCAAAUUUAUCUCCUCCAAGAGACAUGCCAUCAAGCUCACAGUUUCUUGAGAUGAGUGAAAUGGAUGGCAUGCUUCCAUUUGCAAGCAAUUCCGGCUAUCCAUUGCAGCAAAUUCCAACUGUUCCUCCACAGUGGAAUGCAAGAGAUGGCAAGACUGGUAUAAACUUUGGAGGAGCUACACAACUGGAACCAAAUAUUCGUGCCCCUGCAAAUGCUUUGCCUCCUUUGCCAGGAGCUUCUGAUGCGGGGAACUACAGGUUUUUCCAACAAUCAUCUCAUCAAGGAUGGCCGUUAGCUGAUGCAUUACCAGAAGUGGCAGUUCAAACGUUUGAUAAGCUCCACGUUCCUGCCCCUGCAAGUUCGGGUGAUUUCAAUCGUGUGCUCAUUCAAGCUGGAUCGAGUGGAAAAGAUGUAGGAAUGCUUGGUGAUAAAAAUAAAAGAACCCCGAAGAACUUACCAGUUGACAAGCAAAUAUUAGCUCCUAUAGGAGGAAAGCAAAUGAAAGAUUCGGGGAAGCAAAUUGCAGUGCAGGAGCAAGCGAACCAGCUGAGAUUGCAGUCUUCAAAUAAGAGUGGCAGAAAGAGGAAAACUUCAUUGAUUUCUCUGUCAGCUGUUGGGAAAGAGAAAGCUACUACAGAUUGUAUUAUGAUUGGCAAUAGCGACAGCUACUUAUCCCGGGGAGAUGCUGGUCUGAUUGCUGCAAGUAAUUCACUCGCUGCAUUGAGGAAAAGUAUUGCUGCUUCCAUUGAAUCUGACCGGAAAGGCAUCACUAUUAAAGAGAUUGGAAGCCUUCACGCAACAAAGAGCAAGCUCCUAUGUUGCCACUUCCAUUCACAAGGAAAAUUGUUAGCUACUGCUGGUCACGAGAGGAAGGUUGUAAUUUGGGACGUGGAACAUAGUGAUGUUAAAUGUGGAGAAGGUCAUGCUCAUCUAAUUACAGAUAUCCGUUUUAGGCCAAACUCAAUGGUGUUUGCAACAUCCUCUUUUGACAGAACUGUGAUGUUAUGGGAUGCAGCUAAGCCAAGCAACCCUUUCAAAAGCCUUGUCGGGCACGCUGAGCAUGUGAUGUCCACAGAUUUUCAUCCAACAAAGGCCGGUCUCCUCAGCUCUUGUGAUAGCAAUGAUGAGAUUAGACUGUGGGAUGUCGAUGAGGGCGAUUGCAAACUCAUUUUUAAGGGAGGUAGUAGACAAGUUAGAUUUCAACCUCGAUUUGGGAACUUAUUGGCAAGUUCUACAGGAAAUGUUAUAAAUAUAUUUGAUGUGGAGACUAACAGCAUCCAACAAAAGUUCGAAGGUCAUGUCAGAGAUGUCCGUUCAAUCUGUUGGGAUAUGAGUGGGAAUUUCCUGGCAUCCGUGAGCGAGGAUAGUGCACGGAUAUGGUGUGUUAGCGGAGGAAAGUGUUUACAUGAACUUUGCUCCAGUGGCAAUAAGUUCCAGUCAUGCACUUUCCACCCUGACCGCGCUCAACUCUUGGUGAUUGGUUCUCAUGAGUUACUGGAGCUGUGGAAUCCAAUGUACCAGAGCCACAGAACUUGGCCACACCGAGCACAUGAUGAUAUAAUUUCUUCAUUUGCAGAUUCACCUCCGACAGGAACCAUAGCCUCAGUGAGUCAUGACCAGUAUAUCAAGAUAUGGCAGUGAUACUUUGUUGCAUGCCAGUUUCUGCGGCUAUACCCCAUGCUCUCAGCUUCCAUUAUUAAUUUACUGAUGCUUCUUGGUUUAUGACUUUUACUUGGGACAAAGCAAGAAGACAGUAUUCUUGAUUUUGUUGAGGGAUACACACCAUUUCCCUGGAAUGAGUUAUUUGAAUGGCUGAAUCACUACAGAAACAGUCGCAAACUUUGAUUCAUAGUUUCAGACUCUAUUUAAUCUUGACAUUGUACUCUUCUGCCCUAUUUUAUUGUUUGGAAAUUGAAUUUAAAAU
Molecule: messenger RNA, 2326 nt
Organism: Nicotiana tabacum (common tobacco)
Lineage: Eukaryota; Viridiplantae; Streptophyta; Magnoliopsida; Solanales; Solanaceae
Source: RefSeq, a predicted model, not a curated record